Leptopilina heterotoma is the source of this 2349-nucleotide messenger RNA. RefSeq lists its product as uncharacterized. The transcript is spliced from 2 exons. The record is from RefSeq and is a predicted model, not a curated record. Lineage: Eukaryota; Metazoa; Arthropoda; Insecta; Hymenoptera; Figitidae. The coding region runs from base 1 to 2349 and encodes 782 amino acids.
AUGCCAGAUGAGCAUAGCGACUCUAGUGAUUCGGGUGGUUCGGUUAACGGGAAUUUAGAAUCAUUAAAACAAAAAAGAAAAAAUGCAAAGUCAGCAUUAACGCGGUUUGAAACUUUUGUAAGUAAAUUUAAAAGUGGGGAUAACAUUGAAAAUUUGAAGGCUAGGACGGUUAAAAUAAAUAACGUUCUCGAUGAAUUUAUGGAGAUACAAAACAAAAUUAUUAAAAUUGAAGGUGAAAGUGAUAAAUUAGUAGAUGAAUUGACAAAUUUCGAGAGCUCUUUCUUUUCGGUUAUCGGUUCUGCUAAUUUGAUGAUAAACAGAGCAGAGAGGUUGACACAAAGUUUGUCUCAGUCACAAAUAAACAGUCCUCUGACUCAUCAUUCACUUUCCGAUGUAAAUUCAGUUUCUAGCCACGUCAAACUGCCUACAAUAAAUAUACCUACCUUUUCGGGAGCUUUUGAAUCUUGGUUGAAUUUUCGCGACACUUAUAGUUCUUUGAUUCACGAAAAUAAUUCGCUCUCUAAUGUGCAGAAAUUUUAUUAUCUCCGAUCCUCUUUGGCGGACGAAGCCGCGGAACAAAUUCAAUCUUUGGAAACGACCGAAGCAAACUAUGAAGUUGCUUGGUCGAUUCUCAAAGAGCGUUAUGAAAACAAUAAUUUAAUCAUUAAUAGUCAUAUAGACGCUAUAUUUGAAAUUCCGAGUUUGGCGCGAGAAUCGUAUAAAGGUAUUCGUCGUGUGCAUUCAAGCAUUGAAAAGAAUAUUCGCUCUCUGAGGGUGCUCGGCGUGCCGGUAGAUGGGUGGGAUAUGAUUUUAAUUAAUAUAAUUAUGUCUAAAUUAGACCCCAUUACGUUGCGCGACUGGAAAGGUUUUAAAAUUAGUGGUAAAAUUCCUACAAUUAAGGAAAUGUUAAAAUUUUUGUCUGAUCGUUGCCAAAUUCUUCAGGGCAUAAAAACAGAAAAGGCCAAGGCCAACAAUACAAAAUCGAAUGACAAUGCGUCACGUUCGCGCCAUGCGUCUAAAACCUUGUUGACAGUCGAUUCCGAGUAUUGUUUUCAUUGUAAAGGCUCUCAUUUUAUAAAUGCAUGUAGCUCAUUUUUAAAACUUCCGGUAAAAUCGAGGAUUGACGAAGCGCGCAAAUUGCAUCUUUGCUUAAAUUGUCUAAAAAAAAGGCAUAAUACGCGCGAAUGUCGUAGUCAGUCUACGUGCGGAAAAUGUUCUAAACGUCAUAACACCGUACUUCAUCUGGAAAAUAUAGAAAGAAAAGAGUCGUGUGAUUCCGCGUCGACUGUGUCUGUGUCUUCGUUAGCAGCGUGUAACACAAUGUCGAGUAGAAAACAAGUAUUGCUCGCAACAGCAAUCAUAAUAGUAAACGAUAAAGAUGGCAAGCCUCAUGAGUGUCGUGCGCUUCUAGAUUCUGCUUCACAGUCCAACUUCGUAACAGAGAAUUUAUGUAAAAAGCUCAAAUUAAGCACUAAACCAAUAAAAAUAAAUAUCUCGGGAAUCGGGCAAGGAGAAUCUCAAAUAACUAAGCAUAUUAAUCUCGUAAUUAAUUCACGUUUAAACUCUUUUAAGGCUAAAUUAUCGUGCUUAGUGUUACCUAAUAUAACAACUAAUAUUCCAAGUGCAUCUUUCGAAAUUGAUAAUUUGAAUAUCCCGGAUGAUUUGCGCAUGGCAGAUCCUGAAUUUUUCGAGUCAAACCCCAUUGACAUUUUGAUGGGCGCGUCCAUUUUUUGGGAUCUCUUGUGUCAGGGACAAAUUCAAUUAGGGGCAAAUUUACCCACUUUACAAAAAACGCAUUUCGGUUGGAUUAUCUCCGGUUCAUUAUCGCUAAUACAAGAACCAAAAAAUUCUCUUUGUUACUUAACAAAAACAAUUGAUCUUAAUGAUCAGAUGUGCAGAUUUUGGGAGUUGGAGGAUCAAUAUGUUACCUCGAAAAUUGACAUUUUAAAAAAUUGUCCUCUCGAAAAUCAUUUUAACAAAAACACACAAGUCACUUCUGAAGGUCAUAUGACCAAACUUGAUAAGGAUGACCCGCGAGAGCCUAGCUAUUACAUACCACAUCACCCUGUAAUAAAAUUAUCAUCGCAUACAACAAAACUCCGUGUUGUUUUUGACGCUUCGGCAAAAACAACAAAUGGGAAAUCGUUGAACGAUAUUUUAGAUCCGGGCGUCCCGAUGCAAAAUGAUUUAUUUGAAAUUUUAUUGCGAUUUAGAAAAUAUCUCUUUGUAGUAACGGCAGACAUCGCUAAGAUGUACCGCCAAGUUUUAGUAAAUGAUUCUCAAAGAAAGUUGCAACGCAUAAUUUGGCGUUUUCAUCCCCCCAUUUGCCGAUUGACACUUAUGAGUUAA